This is a messenger RNA of Ambispora leptoticha, 1233 nucleotides long. Lineage: Eukaryota; Fungi; Glomeromycota; Glomeromycetes; Archaeosporales; Ambisporaceae. The record is from the annotation of a GenBank genome assembly.
AUGCCCGGACGUAAGGUUUUCAGAUAUACCCGUGAAGAAGUAGCUAAACAUAAUACGCCUUCUGACUUAUGGGUAAUUAGUAACAACAAAGUAUAUGACAUGACAGAGUUCGUUCUCGAUCAUCCCGGAGGUUCAGAGUUAAUUGAACAAUGGGGAGGUAAAGAUGUGACUAGCAUAAUGUCUGACCCUGAUCAGCAUGAGCAUACGCAGGUUGCAUACGAUGUUUUAGCAGAGUUAUGUAUAGGUGAAGUGAUAGAAUCAACUUCAAACGGCUUUGCUAGGACAAGCAUGUCGGAAGAGUCAGCCAACCAAGUAAUAACUACACCGAACCAAGUGAGAACAUCAGCAGCAAUGUCGACGACAACAACAAUUACUUCGAAUAAUGAUAGCAAUCAUAAUGGUUCGACAACAGUUGUCGAAGAAAGUAACGGACAAACAAACAAAUUAUUAAAUGAUGAAUUAGUGGUUGAUGAGGCAUUUAAACCAUCGGAAACCGACAUCAACUCGGAUUUACAAGAAGAAAAUUUUCUCGAUCUCAAUAAACCAUUAUUCUAUCAAAUGUUCAAUUGUAACUUUUCAAAGGAAUUCUAUCUUAGACAAAUACACAAACCACGUUUUCUUCCAUAUUCCGCACGAUUAUUUGAACAUCCUUCCUUGGAAAUGUUGACGAAAACUCCUUGGUAUUUGAUUCCGGCUUUAUGGCUCCCCGCUACCUAUUAUCAUAUAUACAUGGCAUCAGAAACCUUAGGCAACAAAAGCAUUACAGUCUUAUUUAUUAUCGGGAUGUUUAUUUGGACUUUGCUUGAGUAUACAUUGCAUCGAUUCGUUUUUCAUAUCGAUCGAUUAUUGCCUGAUCACCCCUACGCACUUUCGGUUCAUUUUGCUUUGCAUGGGAUCCAUCAUUAUUUGCCAAUGGACAGACUGCGCCUAGUAAUGCCACCAGUUCUUGGAUUCUGUAUCGCAGCUCCUAUUCUACGCCUAGGAUACAUGAUAUUUCCUGAAAACGUGACACAUGCACUAAUCGCCGGUGCAUUCUUUGGGUACAUUUGCUACGAUUUGACUCAUUACCAUCUUCAUCAUGCUCGGCCGUUUGGUCAUCACUUGCGAGAAAUGAAAUCGUAUCACUUGAAGCAUCAUUAUAAAAAUUAUGAAGCCGGAUACGGAAUCACGAGCAAGAUUUGGGAUCGCGUAUUUGGCACCGAGAUUCAGCUUGGUCCAAAUAAUGAUGAAUAA